UGCUUAUAUGUUAAAUAAGAAGAGUACAAAAAAUGAGUAUCCGAUAACACUUUUCUAUAAAUAUAAGUAUAUAACUAAAGAAUGCGCCAGGUCUUGUCUCAAGAACAGUGAGUGAACCCACCCACAUCUUCUUCCUUUCUCUCUCCCUCUCUCUGGGCUAACAGAAACACUAAUUAAUUAAUUAAUGGAGUUUGAGCAUGAAGAUGUCUUUUCCAAAGAAUGGAAUUCCAUUGGAAGUUCCAUGACAGAGACAGAGAAGAACUGUGAGAGUUGUUUUGAUUGCAACAUCUGUUUAGAUUUUGCACAUGAACCAGUAGUGACACUCUGUGGUCACCUGUUCUGUUGGUCCUGCAUCUACAAAUGGCUCUAUGUGCAAAGUGCUUCUCUUGCACCUGAUGAGCCACCACAGUGUCCAGUUUGCAAACAUGAAAUAUCUCACACCAAAAUGGUCCCUCUCUACGGCAGAGGCCAGACCGCGAUUCACGACCGGAAAACUACGCUUCAGGAUGUUUCUAUACCACCAAGGCCACCUGCUUCAGGAAUUCAAUCUCUGUUUGCAAUGGCAACAUUGCCUCAAAGGGGUCAUCAGCAGCAGCAGCAGCUUCCGUAUCGUAAUCCUUAUCAGAGUCAAAAUACUAACCAAGAGAAUGACACAGCAGCUCAAAUGCUGAAUCUUGUGACACCAGUAUUUCCACACUUUAUCUUUGGUAACUCGGAAAAUUCUGGUCAUGUCAUGGGAAGUAGUAGCUCUAGUUGGAGAAGGCAAGAGAUGCUGGCAAACAAAUCGUUGAAUAGAAUAUCAUUUUUUCUGUUUUUAUGCUUUGUCCUGUGUUUUAUCUUCUUCUGAAUCUGAACUAGCAAUUGAGUUGAGUUUAUUUGUAAAGAAGCACUGCAUAGGUGUAAGCAUAAGAAAUGGGACUGAUUGGGUUGUUGUAUAUGUAUGUUAUUAGGCUAAAGAACUUAUGCUCUUUAGGCACUUAUUUAGUAGUAUAUAAUAAUUGAGCUGGAUGUAUUGUAGUUCAAAACAAUUUGUUAACUUGUGGAUUUGAUACUGGUAUAA
Molecule: messenger RNA, 1060 nt
Organism: Lathyrus oleraceus (garden pea)
Lineage: Eukaryota; Viridiplantae; Streptophyta; Magnoliopsida; Fabales; Fabaceae
Product: E3 ubiquitin-protein ligase RMA1H1
Exons: 2
Coding region: 185-847 (220 amino acids)
Biological process (GO): ubiquitin-dependent protein catabolic process
Cellular component (GO): endoplasmic reticulum
Molecular function (GO): metal ion binding; ubiquitin protein ligase activity
Source: RefSeq, a predicted model, not a curated record